GUUGUUCAAACAGAGUAGUUGCAUGUGUCGGAGCUCCAGGAUCGUUUCGUCCUAUUUCUUCUAAAAGUUUGCCGCUUGCAUGCUUUCUCAAACCUGUCUCCAUGGACCUGAGUCCAGAGAAGCACUCUGAACUUGAGGACAUCCGGCUGAGGAAAGGAGCCCUUCUGCUGGAGAUCCAGAGGCUGCGGGAGGCGCUGAGAGAGGCCCUCAUGGAAGUGGAGGUCCUUGAAUCCAGCACCAAACGCAGCCAAAUCUUAGAAAAGAAUAGGCAUGUCGCCAUGGGAAGAAAGAAAUUCAACAUGGACCCUAAGAAGGGUAUCCUGUUCAUGGUACAAAACAAUCUUCUCCGGCACACGUCUGAGGACAUCGCCCAGCUCCUAUACAAGGGAGAGGGGCUGAACAAAACAGCCAUUGGGGAUUACCUGGGUGAGAGAGACGACUUCAAUAUCCAAGUCCUCCAAACAUUUCUUGGGCUUCAUGAAUUCGUAGGGUUCAACCUGGUACAGGCUCUCAGGCAGUUCCGUCUGCCAGGAGAAGCACAAAAGAUUGACAGGAUGAUGGAGGCCUUUGCGCAGAGGUACUGUCAAUGUAAUCCUGGAGUCUUCCAGAACAUUGACACUUGCUAUGUACUUUCAUUUUCCAUAAUCAUGCUAAACACUAGCCUUCAUAAUCCAAAUGUGUGAGACAAGCCCAGUGUGGACAGGUUCAUCUCCAUGAAUCGAGGAAUCAAUGAUGGAGGCAACCUGCCAGAUGAUCUCCUCCGAAAUCUUUAUAAGAGCAUAAAGAAUGAGCCAUUCAAGAUUCCUGAAGACAAUGGGAACAAUGCCUUCUUCAACCCUGACAGAGAGGGUUGGCUCUUCAAAAUGGGAGGAGGACGGGUGAAAACAUGGAAAAGGAGGUGGUUCAUCCUGAUGGAUAACUGCCUUUACUACUUUAAACAUACUGCGGAUAAGAAACCCAGGGUGAUCAUUCUGCUGGAGAAUCUGAGCAUCCGUGAGGUGAAGGAUCUCAGGAAGCCUAACUGCUUUGAACUGUACAUCCCUAACAACAGCAGACAGCUGAUGAAAGCCUGCAAAACGGAGGCGGACGGCCGCCUGGUAGAGGGCAAUCAUGUGGUGUACCGCAUCUCGGCGCCAACCCCUGAGGAGAAGGACAAGUGGAUACAGAGCAUCACUGCUGCUGUGAGCGCUGACCCUUUUUAUGAGAUGCUGGCAGCAAGAAAAACACGGAUCUCUUAAAACAGGGGUGUCAGACUCAUUUUCACCCCGCGCCACAUCAGCAUCAUAGUUGUCACCUUAUUCGGCCCUCAGGAAACCACCAUGUCCCCCACAGA
This is a messenger RNA of Brienomyrus brachyistius, 1333 nucleotides long. Its product is annotated as cytohesin-2-like. Gene Ontology annotation, biological process: regulation of ARF protein signal transduction. Bases 714 to 1238 code for a protein of 174 amino acids. The transcript has 2 exons. The record is from RefSeq and is a predicted model, not a curated record. NCBI's taxonomy places the organism in Eukaryota, Metazoa, Chordata, Actinopteri, Osteoglossiformes, Mormyridae. Gene Ontology annotation, molecular function: guanyl-nucleotide exchange factor activity.